Molecule: messenger RNA, 1290 nt
Organism: Xiphophorus couchianus (Monterrey platyfish)
Lineage: Eukaryota; Metazoa; Chordata; Actinopteri; Cyprinodontiformes; Poeciliidae
Exons: 7
Coding region: 252-878 (208 amino acids)
Molecular function (GO): DNA binding
Source: RefSeq, a predicted model, not a curated record
UCGCUAAAGGUCCCGUCCGCUCCUCCGUGGGCUGCUGUGAUUGGGCAGAGCACCUGUUUCGGAAAGUUUUUCGAAAUACUGUAAAUACACAGGUGGCGGUGGCACGGGUUGUCGUUUAUGUAAAUAAAACAGAAGUGAAACCUUGUCACUCUGCUCAGGCUUCCCAGGCGCAACCAACUCUCCGCAGCACAAUGUUGAGCAGAUAAGAGAGGAAAGUUUGGACUAAAGAAAGAGGUGUCAGCGGCGCAGCCAUGCCUCAGCUCGGCCCCGCCGCCGCGCUGCAGAUCGCGCUCCUGCUCUCCGCCGUGCCCGCGCAGUACUACAUCUCCCGGUGGUGCGGCUCUACGGCGGCGCAGCGCUACCACGCAACCACGCGGUUGCUCCGCAUAUGGAAACAGUGGAGAACGUCAUACCUUAACGCUACUGCGUGGAGUGACUGGACAAACCAGCAGUUGUCCAAAGUUAAGUCUCUGGUUGGGUUGGGACAAGAGGAGGAACAAGUGUCUCCACCAAUAGAAACCAUGAUAUUUGAUAAUGAUCAUGGAUUCUUUGGAGCCUCCAAGGCGGUACGCAGCCCUCGCCCCCCGUUUGUGUUCCUGCGGGUCGGAGAGGUGGUGAUGGAGAGGAAGGGCCACAUGAUCGGGGUGGUGGUGAGCUGGGACGAAGAACUGCGAGCUCCUCAGGAGUGGGUGGACAGAAUGUAUUCGAACUCUGAGGUUGAACACAAAGGCAGAGAAGACGCCACAUUACAAGGUGCUGUUCGGCGGACCUGGACCCUCUUCUCUGAUGGUUGCAUACUUGCCUCAAACACAGCUGGAGCGCAUCACAGGGAUGAGGCCGGACAUUCCCACCCUGGAGAACUACUUCACACAUUUUGACGGGACGCGCUUCGUCAUGCAGGACUGGCUCAGGGAGCUGUUCCCAGAGGACGAGACCGAGGACGCCUGACUGGGACGGUUUUGCUUGGUCUCAGUUUGUCGUGACAUUUCUUCCAGGACAGGUAUUGAACUUAAACACCAACGGGUGUGUAAAUCAGAGACACACACCGAAUCUCUCCUCACUGGGACUCACUUUUGCCUUUUUGGAAUAUGGAGACGAAUACUGGUAUUAGAAGUAACAAAAGUAAGAAAGUCAAAGUAACUUUUUAAAAAAUAUAUAAUUUACAGUAUUUUAGCUUAGAAUGUGCAGAUGAUUUUAAUGAAAGCCACCGGGACUGCCUUGACUUUGGCAAAGACUAUGAAAUUUGAACAUCUGUUCAAGCGUGAAAUAAAGUGUUUUUGACUCUCCAAA